UGCCAUGGCUCCCGCGCUGCGCCCGGCGGGGCUGUGCUGCCUGCUCCUGCUGCUGGCGGCGCUGCCCGCACCGUGCGCCUGAGCACGGACGAGGAGGCGCCGCCGGGCACGGUGCUGGGCGCGCUGGGCGCCGAGCUGGCCGGGCUGGCGGCGCCGGGCGAGGCGCUGCGCUUCCGCCUGGUGCAGCCCGCGGGCGCGGGGGGCGAGGGCGGGCGCGGCCACAACGGGUCGCUGGUGAGGCUGCGCGAGGCGGACGGGCAGCUGAGCGUGGGCGAGGCCGGGCUGCUGCUGCCCCUGGACGUGCUGGGCUGCGGGGCGGGGGCCGGGGCGGGGGCGCCGCGCUGCCGCCUGCUGCACGUGGAGCUGGAGGUGCGCGACGUGAACGACCACGCGCCGCGCUUCCCGCAGCCGCAGCCGCUGGCGCUGGAGGUGUCGGAGAGCGCGGCGCCCGGCACGCGCCUGCCGCUGGCGCUGCCCGUGGACGAGGACGUGGGCGCCAACGGCGUGCAGCGCUUCCAGCUCUCGCCCAACGCGCACUUCGGCGUGGAGGUGGAGGCGCAGGCGCGCGCGGACGGCGGGCGCGGCGCCGCCCUGGUGCUGCUGCGCGCGCUGGACCGCGAGGCGCAGGCGGCCCACGCGCUGGAGCUGGUGGCGGCCGACGGCGGCAGCCCGGCGCGCUCGGGCACAGCCGCGGUGCGCGUGCGGGUGCUGGACGCCAACGACAACAGCCCGGCCUUCGCGCAGGCCGCCGUGGCCGUGGAGCUGCGCGAGGACGCGGCGCCGGGCGCGCCGGUGCUGGCACUGAGCGCGGCCGACCCCGACGAGGGCGCCAACGGCGAGGUGGUCUACGGCUUCGGCAGCCGCGCGGCACCCGAGGUGCGGCGCCUCUUCCGCCUGGACCCACACUCGGGCCGCCUCACACUGGCCGCGCCGCUGGACUACGAGCGCCAGCGCGCCUACGAGCUGGACGUGGAGGCGCGUGACCGGGGCGCCAGCCCGCUGGCCGCCACCUGCACCGUGCUGGUGCGCCUGGCCGACGUCAACGACAACGCGCCCGGCAUCCGCCUCAGCCCCCUGGGCCUGGGCGCCGCCGGCCCCCCGGGGCCCGGUCUGGGUGCUGGUGGCAGCCCCGAGCCCAGCCCCAGCGCGCUCUACGUGAGCGAGGCGGCGCCGCGCGACAGCUUCGUGGCGCUGGUCAGCACCUGGGACCGCGACUCGGGCACCAACGGGCAGGUGCGCUGCACGCUGCACGGCCACGAGCACUUUGCGCUGCGGCGCGCCUAUGGCGACAGCUACGUGCUGGUGACGGCGGCCGUGCUGGACCGUGAGCGCCUGCCCGAGUACAACCUCACACUGGUGGCCGAGGACCUGGGCACGCCGCCCUUCCGCACUGUGCGGCCCUACACUGUGCGCCUGCGCGACGAGAACGACAAUGCGCCGCUCUUCGCCCCGCUGCCCCUUGGCCGCGUGGCCGUGCCUGAGAACAACCCCCCCGGCGCCUACCUUGCCACGGUGCUGGCCCGUGACCCUGACCUGGGCCCUAAUGGUAAGGUCAUCUACCGCCUGCUCGAGGCCCAAGUCGCUGGUGCCCCUAUCUCCACUUACGUCUCUCUUGACCCCACCACCGGUGUCUUGCGGGCCCUCUGCACCCUGGACUACGAGGCACUGCAGGUGCUGGAGCUGGAGGCGGAAGCCUGCGAUGCGGGCACCCCCCCACGGUGCAGCCAGAGCCACGUGCACGUUCAUGUGCUGGAUGGUAACGACCAUGCUCCGGAGAUUAUGGCCCCGCCACUGGUCAACAGCUCUGCUGAGCUGCCUCUGCCUUGCCACGCCCCACCAGGCUUUCUGAUUGCCCAUAUUGCUGCCCAGGAUGCGGAUGAAGGACCCAAUGCAGAGCUGUCCUACUCCAUUGCGGCUGGUGCCCAUGACCUCUUUGCACUGCAUGAGCAUACUGGGGUGCUGUGGCUGCGCCGCAGGCUGCAGGGUGGAGAGGUGCAGGCAGCACUCCCACUUGUCAUUAUGGUGCAGGAUGGUGGGCGGCCAACCCUAUCCUGCACUGCCACCUCCAGCUCGUCCCCGCUGAUGUGCUGCCCUCCAGAGUGGAGAUUGUGGUGCCACAGCUCCUGGCAGAGGAGCAGCCUCCACAACCUGGUUUGGACCCCUCCAUGGUCUUCAUUGUGGUGCUGGCUGGUGGCUGCUGGCUGCGAUCAUUGGCGUAGUCUCCACCUGUGGGAAGAGUGUGAGUGGCUGCAAAGGGAGGCCCCGAGAGCAAAUGAGAGACCUGGAGGGCAGGUGGCUAAAAGGUUCGGACCCCCUGGCAGGGAGUCCCUCUGCUGGCCACCAGGUGGGCUUCUGCCAACUCGCCGUCAGCCCUGGGGUUGAGCACCCCUUUGAUCCCUGCUCGGAGGAUGGCAGCUGCGAGUUCUUGUGUCAUUCCACCCAGGAGAGGAAAGGGACUGUUGACUCCCAGGGUCAAGUCCUUAUUUCUUCUCACUCUUCACAUACUUGCCAGGAGGGUUUAUCUGCUUCAAGUUUAAGUGCUCAUUCAACUCCAGAUCAGUUUAGUGUGAAGGACAGUGGGAAGGGAGACAGCGAGUUUAAUGACAGUGAUUCUGACAUCAGUGGAGAGGGGCUGAAGAAGACCCCUUCACAGAUCAUGGAGAAGCAACUUGGUACUGUGGCCUGUGAAGGUAGAAGGGCUUGCAAGGAUGCAGAAGAAUACUGUAGUUCUUAUACCUACCAGCUCCAGGAAAGCAAAACACUUCCUUCACAUUACAGAAAUGGUUAUAUGAUUACACAUUUUUCAACACCCCUUUAUCAGUCCAUUCCUCACCUCCAGAAGCCUAGCUUUCUUUCACAGCACCCAGAACUGAAGGAGUGUUAUUAUCCAGUCAGUAUCUCUAAAACUGAAAGGCUGCAGAGUGUUUGUAAAGGAGUACUAAGUGGUAUCUUGUCAUCUAUGCUCUCUGGACAGUAUGAAGGAUUGAAUCGCCCUUCGCAGAACAUUUUGCCCUUAAAUGCUUCAGAAGUGGCAACAUCAUUCUGAAAUAUUAUUGGACAGACAUGAGAAAGUAUUGGGAAUGUACUAAAUAUGUAAAUGAAAUCUAACUCUUUUGACCUCUUCCCCUAUCAAACCAAAUCUCUUUUAAUUAUGGCAAAAACAAUCAAUGUGUAGACAUAUCAUCCUACCAAAUUUAUUGGCUAUAUUUUACCAAAGAGUCUUAAUUAAAACUGUAUUAAAAUGUGUAGUUAUGGCUGCUAAAAAUGAUAAAAGCAAAGUCAUAUGUUUUAUACUGAAACAAUUUUACAAAUGUAAAUAAGUGUAGAUCCUGGUGUGUAUGUGUGUGUAUAUAUACUAUUAAAAAUGCACAUGUGCUUA
This is a messenger RNA of Alligator mississippiensis (American alligator), 3379 nucleotides long. RefSeq names its product protocadherin-8-like. NCBI's taxonomy places the organism in Eukaryota, Metazoa, Chordata, Crocodylia, Alligatoridae. Gene Ontology annotation, cellular component: plasma membrane. Gene Ontology annotation, molecular function: calcium ion binding. The record is from RefSeq and is a predicted model, not a curated record. Gene Ontology annotation, biological process: homophilic cell-cell adhesion.